AUGCUGUGGCAGCUAGUAUUGACGGUGGCGGUACUUGGCGCCGCGUACUACAGAUGGUCUCGAAGGAGGCUCUACCGGCUCAAGGCAGAGAUUCCCGGCUUACCGAACAAUUAUCCUAUAUUUGGACAUGCGCUCAUGUUCAUUGGGAGCAGUGAAGAUCGAAUGAGUUAUCUGCAAGAAAUGGGUCGAUGGUCAAACCAAUAUGGCGGUCUCUCAAGUGCAUGGUUGGGCAACAGACUGUUCAUUUGUAUUACCGACCCCUCGGCUAUCGAGCUUGUCUCUAAGACUUGCCUGGCUAAGGACGAGUUCACUCUGAAGUUCACCAGGACGGCAAUAGGCAACGGAUCCAUCUUUGCACCAGUAAACAUUUGGCACCCGCGCCGAAAAAUUAAUGCUCCAUUCUACAGCUUGAAAAACUUGAACAGAAUCGUGCCCCAGUUUCACACUCAGAGCGCUAUAAUGGUGGACCUCAUGAGGGUUGAGGUCGACCGAGGGGACUUUUCACUCUGGCAAUACAUCACUACCUACACAUUCGAUUCUGUUGGUGAGUCUGCAAUAGGCACUAAACUGCACUCGCAAGGAAACCCGGGGCACUAUUUAUUGCAAGCAAUAGACGCGUGUACACACAUGGUGGCGAAGCGGAUUCUGCAGCCGUGGCUGCAUCCAAACUUCGUUUACAAGCAUAUGCCCGUUUAUAAAGAGUUUCAAAAGCAUUUGGAAGGCGCCAAUGCGUUUUUAGACAAGACUAUAAAUAAUAAACGAAUGGAAAUAAAAGAAAACAAAAACACCAAAAAAGCGGACUGGGCAAAUUUCCUCGACGUAAUAAUCGAAUCGUCUGGAGGCGUGGAUAAAGGUUACUCCGACAUGGAGCUACGCGAGGAGAUCAUGGUGAUGAUGGUCGCUGGGAGUGACACCUCAGCCACAGGAGCCUGCUUCACCGCUGUGCUGCUGUCGCGGCAUCCUGAGGUGCAGGAGCGAGUGCACCAGGAAUUGCGCGAGGUAUUCAGCGAUUCGGACCGAGCGGUCACGGCGGAGGAUCUUCCGCGCCUGAAAUAUCUGGAAGCUGUGUUUAAGGAGAGUCUGCGGCUGUACCCACCCGUGCCGAUUGUGGCGCGGGAGGUGCACAGCGACUUGGUUUUACCAUCAGGCGCAACGUUGGUAGACGGGACAUCCGUCAUGAUCAACAUCUGGGGCGCGCACCGCAACCCCGCGUACUGGGGAGACGACGCGGAGGAGUUUCGUCCCGAGCGGUUCAUGGAGGCGCUGCGGCACCCUGCGCAGUUCGUGCCGUUCAGCUACUCUGUCAGAAACUGUAUAGGCCAAACGUACGCCAUGCUGUCAGCUAAAACGGUCCUGGCUAACCUGCUCCGGCGCUACCGCCUGCUGCCCCCGGCCUGCGCGCGCGCAGCCGACUGGCAGCGCCCUCUGCCCGUCAAGUUCGACAUCAUGAUGAAGGCCGCAGACGGCUUCGCUGUUAGGAUAGAAGAGAGAAAAACAUUAUGA
Molecule: messenger RNA, 1503 nt
Organism: Cydia amplana
Lineage: Eukaryota; Metazoa; Arthropoda; Insecta; Lepidoptera; Tortricidae
Product: cytochrome P450 4c21-like
Exons: 10
Coding region: 1-1503 (500 amino acids)
Molecular function (GO): oxidoreductase activity, acting on paired donors, with incorporation or reduction of molecular oxygen; iron ion binding; monooxygenase activity
Source: RefSeq, a predicted model, not a curated record